This is a messenger RNA of Clunio marinus, 270 nucleotides long. The record is from the annotation of a GenBank genome assembly. NCBI's taxonomy places the organism in Eukaryota, Metazoa, Arthropoda, Insecta, Diptera, Chironomidae.
AUGACGAACCUUGGACUCCAGACUAUGCGCAAUACUUAUCAGGAGAUUUACAACCCUUUAAAAUAUUUCGAAGCCACUGUUAGCUUGGCAUGUGAUUCUGUUUUCAACAAACUUAUUUGCAUUAAAUUCCUCGCGAAUUAUGCAAAAAGUUGUUGUCUUUUUAUCUUGUCGCAGUUCACAGACCAAACAUUUACAUCAAAUUGCAAUUCAUUUUUAAAAGCGACGAAAGCUUUGAGUAUGCCUCCAUUUCAUUCUUUGCUCAUCGAAUAA